AAAUGAAAACUGACUUGCCUUGCAACAGGGUCUCAAGCCUCGCAUUUAAUUCGUUUUAAGAAAUUAAUUAAAUAUAAGCAGUUAUGUGUCUGAAGUGAUUUACUUGUGCAAUAUAAAAAAAAAAACAAAAAAAUGCCGCGAAAAAGAACGAAUAAGUCACCGUCGGUUGAUAAACGUUCCGAACCGGAUAUUGAUGAUGACGAUUUUUAUUUUGAUGACACGCAAUCCAACUCAGGUCGCAAUUCGCACGAGCCGCACAGAAACGCAGCCAAUGCACGAGAACGGGCCAGAAUGCGGGUUUUGUCAAAAGCAUUCUGCAGACUGAAGACUACUCUACCCUGGGUGCCAGCUGACACUAAGCUGUCCAAGUUAGAUACACUACGCUUGGCUGCAUCCUACAUUGCGCAUCUACGAGCACUACUACACGAGCCACGAUCAGCACAUACCCCACCACAUCCACUUAGUUUGGCUUGGCCUUUCGCGUUCCAACAUGGCGGCAGUCUAAACUGUGCAGUAUCACAAAGAUGGAACGUUGGCGCUCCAGAACCGAGUUGUAGAUCCAACAUAACACCAAGAGAAGCUAUGCAAAGCCAAGACAACUACAACGAAUACGACAACGAUUACGAAGAGAGAUGCUACGAAGACGUGUCCUCGAACGACGCAUGCGCACAAAUGCAAUACUGUGAUUACGGUUAUAAAGAAGAUUAUUAUGAAAUUAGAAACAGUUAUCCGACAGAUAAUGCAAUAAAUAAUAUCUAAAAUCAUUAAACCAAGUUUUUGUGGUCAAAUUUCUUAUUGCAUGCUUUUCGAUAAAUUCUUUUUAAUUGAUCACUUUUAAACUGGCUAUCUGCUAAUUCCGUCCACGAUUGCGUAACUUAUCACAUGCAUUGCUCCUUUACUUUUCGCUUAAAAAUUUGACUUUAUGUUAAAACAGCCAAAGCAUGAGUUAGUUUAGUAGAAUUGUUAUUGGUUGCUUGAAAUACCUUCUUUAUAUUCUUCCCAUUCUCUUUAUUUGACAGCAUACCUAAUAAAAUAAAGUUUGCCGAAGUAUUUAUUAAUGUAAUUAAUAAGUAUGCCGUACAUAUAAGCAAUUAAAUUAAAUUAAAUGUUUCGUGGUUAAUAAUGGAUUCAAUACUAUUAAUAUUGAUAGAAAUACUCGUAAGUCAAAUAGAGUAGUUUUUCUUUGAAAUAAGUUAAAUCUCAUUUUACUGCCCUUAAAUCUCGUUUUACUGCUAUUCGCUUUUCACAAAACUACAACCGCAUUUUGUUUAUUUUUGUUUAUGUAUGUUAUUUUAGUUGGAUUAAACUCGAAAACGGCUGUAAAAAUUAUAAAUGAUUUCAUUGAGACAUAAAGAACUUUAUCCUAAAAUGUUCAUAGAAAAUAUUAAUUUUCUGCAACCAAAUAUUUUAUUAAUAAAGAAAAUUUGUUUUUUCUGAUAUAUUUUUUUCUAAAUUUGAAACUGACCAACACACGAGGCACUUCUGACUUUUAAAUGAAGUAAAAUAGCUCAGAUAUUCUUAACGAGAAUGAAAUGUAACGUGUUUCUUAAUUUUGCUGUAAUUCGAUAUAGAACAAAGUGGAUGUCAAAGAAACUCCGCUAAACCUGACAAAACAAACAAGAAUAGAUGACAGAACUGAAGUGCUGCGGAAACGAAUAUUUUAGAAAAGAUCAUUCGUAUUGGUGGGCCGUGUUUUAUGCCGGUCACUGACAUGCGCGCAAAUAUUCGUACAUUGUACGAAUGUUUGCGCGCAUGUGAAGGGCCGUCAAACAUUCAUUCGCAAACCUAGCGGCUGUGCAAAUGGGUUCGCAUACUCAAUUUGCGAACCCGUUUGCGCUUCCUCCUACGCUUGUUUACGAAUGUCUCAUGAAUUUCUCCUCCUUUUUAAUUCGUCCAUAGAACAUUGAAGAGAAAAAGAGUUUUUAAUUCUAUCCCAGACAUUAACAGCCAUGCUGUUUUUAUGGGAUUUCUUUUGAUGAAGAUACGCUACACAGUAGACGUCACGAACUAUGAAAAUGGCGUAUAGUAUACGUCCGUCACCUUCGCAAUCGUCGGCGCAACUGGGCAAGCGAAUGUGUGGGAGACUACGCGAAGGUUCGCGGUUCGCACGCUUUGAUGUCUGUUAAAAAACCGACACAGCUUGGAAAACCGCGAAUGCAGCGAAAACUUUGCAUAAUCAUUCGCAAAUGUCGUCCUACACUUGUGGGUUUACGUAUUCGUGCGCAUGUGAGUGACCGGUGUUAAGCUCACACGAGCAUUUUUAAUUUUUAUUGCUUGGAUGGGUGGACGAGCUCACAACCCACCUGGUGUUAAGUCGUUACUGGAGCCCAUAGACAUCCACAACGCAAAUGCGCCACCCACCUCGAGACAUAAGUUCUACUGUCUCAGUAUAAUUACAACGGCUACCCCACCCUUCAAACCGAAACGCAUUCCUGCUUCACGGCGGAAAUAGGCGGGGUGGUGGUACCUACCCGUGCGGACUCCCAAGAGGUCCUACCACCUAUAUAUUUAUAAAAUUUAAACGGCUCGAAGAGAUAUAUUUGGACAUUCCGAAUAAUUUGCAUACAAAUUUUAAUAGUCCUCCUGAACCGUAUUUCGGGACCCACCUGGUGUUAAGUGGUUACUAGAGCCCAUAGACAUCUACAACGUAAAUGCGCCACCCACCUCGAGAUAUAAAGUUCUAAGGUCUCAGUAUAGUUACAACGGCUACUCCACCCUUCGAACCGAAACGCAUUACUGCUUCACGGCGGAAAUAGGCGGGGUGGUGGUACCUACCCGUGCGGACUCCCAAGAGGUCCUACCACCAGUGA
This is a messenger RNA of Bombyx mori (domestic silkworm), 2810 nucleotides long. It is a transcript of the gene Hlh54f, whose product is annotated as basic helix-loop-helix type transcription factor HLH54F. The record is from RefSeq and is marked provisional. Gene Ontology annotation, molecular function: DNA-binding transcription factor activity, RNA polymerase II-specific; protein dimerization activity; RNA polymerase II transcription regulatory region sequence-specific DNA binding. NCBI's taxonomy places the organism in Eukaryota, Metazoa, Arthropoda, Insecta, Lepidoptera, Bombycidae. Gene Ontology annotation, biological process: developmental process; regulation of transcription by RNA polymerase II.